Molecule: messenger RNA, 1269 nt
Organism: Didymosphaeria variabile
Lineage: Eukaryota; Fungi; Ascomycota; Dothideomycetes; Pleosporales; Didymosphaeriaceae
Exons: 2
Coding region: 1-1269 (422 amino acids)
Source: RefSeq, a predicted model, not a curated record
AUGUCCCUUCUGAUCGCCAUGAUGACCGUACCAGGCCUUCUAGGAACCCAAGAAGCAAUCCGACAAGCCCAGUCCAAAGACAAGAGAGAAGAGCACCGAGCUCGAAGAUGCAACUUCAUUGCACAUUGCAUAAAGCCGUCGCUACGGGCACGGGAAAUAAACGAUAGACCACUUGUUCUGCGCGAUGGGCGGAUAUACAUCCACUCCGGUGCUCAAGACGAUAACGAGGUUGUCUUGGCUUGUGGCUACUACCUUCCUUACCCCGACAGCGAACAUGAAGGUCUCGUUACGAAGACUUCUAAGUACCUACCAGUCAUGAACUGGGUUUACGCGGACGCAACGACAUAUCAGCUACGUUAUGGUAUACGCACCGACGCUGACGGAAAUAUCACUGGGCCAUUCGACUGCACAAGUCACGCCCGCAGAAUAACCCUGUUCAAAUGGGAAGGAUGGUGCGCCGUAGAAGAGCAGCCUAAUGAAUGGGCCGUCUACUUCGACGUCAACGACGAUGGACUGGCGGGCAAAGUUCAAGCUGGAACACGGGUGCUUGAGAUCGAGAUCGAGAGGAGAGAGGAGCGCUACAAGAAGGACGAACACGGGGGUGCCGCCUCAAAAAGCACCGAAACAUCAUCGUACAAACCAGAGGUUACCACGACGAAGAUCACAGAGAAGCCCGCGCAGACGAAAAUCGAAGUCCCUGAAGUAUCAGCGGAAAGACAAGGAGACCAAUUCGAUGUCUCUCCGUCGGAAAAGAGAUCAAUCCCACAAGCAGAUUCUCUAGCAUCCGUAAAACCCUCAUUCUCGCCUCCCAAGUUUCCACUCCGACACAAGACAAAUGUACCACCUGAAGCACCGGAGCACACCCCAGGCAACAGUACGUCCAAGAGCAAGCGCUCCCAUGACCGUCCUCCUUCGUCGCACACAAAUCGGCCACCUUUCCGACCACUUGGUCCCCUUCCAUUCGAGGCCAAGCCCUAUCAACAACCACGCCCAAGAACACCCAACAUGGAAGGACGACAAAGCCCACAUCCACGUGCACCGCCCUCUGCCUCACGACGUUUCCAGUCCCUCGACCUCUCUCGUGAUGAUGCACCACGCCCGAGGAGAGUAUCGACAGACUCGACUGCGAGGAGAGCUCUCCAAAGGUUAAGAGAGACCAGUUCAGGUUCGAUUGGGUCAUCGGAGUCAGUGUCACAAGUGCCGAAAAAGAAGUUAUCCAUUAGAGAACGAGCGUCAAAAGCAUUGAAGAAGAAGAGAGAGUCGGGGUAA